AUGCUUGUGCUUCUAGAUUCGACAGUGCAGCAGUAUCUAACAGGUGUCCUGGAGGGCAGGUCGUUUGCCCCCGGUGAUUCGUUGUGCAGACCGCACCACCCUCUGGAAAGCCCUGCGAUUGUGGACGGUGCAAUUGCCGUAGCAGGCGGUGAUACAGCCCAACAGGAUGCUCUCAAUUAUGUUCUGUCCAAACCUCAGGUGACGGUCCAUGAUAACAUCUCCUGUAGCGUGGUGUGUUCUGUGGAGAACGGGAGAGAGGUGACCCUGUCCUGGUAUAAAGGAGGGAAGAUACUCAACCAGACCAGCAGCACUGACCACAACAUCACCCUCUCUAUACCUCUCAAGGUGGAUGAACAGAACAGAGAUUCUUACAGAUGUGAGGCUGCCAACCCAGUCAGCAAGGAGACAGCUGUUGUUCCACAUUCCUGUAUAGAGAGUGAUCCCUUCAAGGUGACAGAUGGUGAUGAGAGGACUCAGGGUCGUCUUAUUAUUGCUGUAAUCUGCAUUUUGGUUGCCUCAGGACUUGGUCUUGCAAUAUAUCUUAAGAAGAGGAGAAACGGACACUCACAUGCAGAUUCACCUGAAAGAGAGCAAGAUGACAUUCAGUAUGCAGAGAUAACUCACAUUAAACCAGCAGAAAACCAGGAGGAGGGAACAGGUAUACAAGGACUGGAGUCACUUAGAGACAACCCUAACCUGACAGUUUAUGAUAAACUCCAGUUACAUCGCAUGGCUGCCAGCGAGGAUGUUGACACUGCAUGAAGGUUCUGAGAGAUUGACAUGGUAAUUCACAUCCAAGAGAAGGUGUAACAUCAUAAAGUGGACGUUGAGACAGAAUUAUAGUAAAUAUUAGAUUAGGAAACCUAAUGGAGUCACAGUUGUUAAUGGAGAAAAUUCCCAUUGAACCAUUGCGCUCAGAUUUCCUGUGUUGGUCAUUCUCACAUUCUUUUGUUGAAUUGGGGCCUCGAUGAGAUGAAUGGAUACAGACAAAUUCAAUAGCUAUGCCUAGGGUUAUUAGUAGGGUGAUCCCUAUUUUCAAGUGCCCAUUGUCCCAAUGUAUUCGUUAAAACAAAUGGAACCUCUUAAUACAAUUCACUAGUGUGUUUGAUAUGCCAUUACUGGGCCAAAGCUUCUUUUCAGUAUUGUCUGUUCUGUUGUUUAACAUGUAGGGGAGGGUUACAAUCUCGCCCUCCUGCAGACACUCCUUCUAUUAGACCAUUUUGUGCUCCACCUACAUUAGCCAGGAUACAGAAUAUAACUGUGAUAAAAUACCAAAUCUACUGAUACCAUAGUGAAUUGUUGCACUGGAGGCUUUCAUUUUCAUAGUAACCGAGUAGUUACCAAUACUGAAUAUUAAGAUAAUAUACUUCACAAUUAUAAAAUGAGCUUAUGACUUAUUCAAACGGGUAAAGAUUUGUUUACUGAUCUUCAAUAUAUUAAGGCAGACUUACAGCGGGGCAA
Messenger RNA from Oncorhynchus masou masou (cherry salmon), 1461 nucleotides. RefSeq lists its product as uncharacterized. The record is from RefSeq and is a predicted model, not a curated record. Bases 1 to 762 code for a protein of 253 amino acids. The transcript has 6 exons. Lineage: Eukaryota; Metazoa; Chordata; Actinopteri; Salmoniformes; Salmonidae.